Molecule: messenger RNA, 2563 nt
Organism: Anneissia japonica
Lineage: Eukaryota; Metazoa; Echinodermata; Crinoidea; Comatulida; Comatulidae
Product: BAG family molecular chaperone regulator 3-like
Exons: 2
Coding region: 103-1452 (449 amino acids)
Biological process (GO): protein stabilization
Cellular component (GO): nucleus; membrane; cytoplasm
Molecular function (GO): adenyl-nucleotide exchange factor activity; protein-folding chaperone binding
Source: RefSeq, a predicted model, not a curated record
UAGUCGAAGGUUGGCGAAUUCUCAAGUGGAGUCUAGAGAGUUCUCGCGAGACAGUUGAGUUUUCCUGAAGGUUCAGAAGUUUUUCUGAGGUGGAGUAUAAGUAUGGACGACGAUGAAAUGCUUUAUCAGAAUCUCCGUGAAGCUUCGCUACAUAGACCAGUAACCGUAAGGGAUCCACUUCCUCCCGGUUGGGAGAUGUUAAUAGAUCAGCAAACGAACUGUCCAUUUUUUGUCGAUCACAAUACAGAAAGUACAUCGUGGAAAGAUCCACGCAUAUUCAAGACAAUGCAUAGAGGUAUGGGAAGUAUAUUUGAUGAACCACUGUCUGACAAGUUCCAUUGGCACAACAGACCAAUCACUAGAGGAAAGAAUUAUAGGAGCCCAAAAUCAAGUCCUGUGGUUCAACGACGACAUGUUAGCACAAAAUCUCCGUCAAUUUUCAAUAAUGAAAAGCGGGCUCCUCUCAGGGUAGAGAGCCCAGAGUUACGCAGACAAGGGAUGGUGCUGGAUGACGUUGGAUUCAGCAUGCCUUUGCAACAUAAUGGUAAUCAUGACUAUCAUAAUCAACAUGAAAGCGGGCUAUCUGCUGAAGAUUUUACCAACAACUUGCAUCUGGAAAAGAUACAUCAGCAGCAUAAAUCAAGUCCAAAAUCAAAGCAAAGGAAUCAUGAGCUCGAUGACGAACACUCUGCACAUUACGUGAACCAUCAGUUUAAUGAUCACAACGGUCCUAUUUUCCCUGAGGUUGAAGAAAGUUAUAGGCAGAGCACAAGAAAUGGUCGCAGUAAAAAUUCCUCUCCUCUUUCGUCAAGGGAAUUACGCAGUGGGGCACUUCAUGUUCCGAAACGUCCUCCAAUAGAUACCAAUGAUUUGUAUGUGAAUGGAUUUUCUGCAUCAAAAAAGGAGAAACAGACAACACCAGAGCCCAUGUCACCAAUAUCUCCAGAAAGACUGUCUUUCUUUUCAUCUGCGCAUCUGCCUCCAAAUCCCAAAAAUAUACCUAUUGAAAUACGCAGUCCAAAAUCUCAGCGUAGUAAGAAUCAAACAUUUGUUUCAACUGCUGAAGUUCCAAGAAGUGACGGACAAACAUUUACAGAGCCUCGCAGUCCAAGAUCAAAGCGUUCCAAUUCACCACGACUUCCAAAAAAUGACAGUACCAAUGGCCAGGUGAAUGACAAUUCGCGUUCUGAUUUGAAGGACACACCCCCAAAUCUCAUUUAUAUCCGGCAGAUUCAUAAGGAGGCCGAAAGUUUAGGCCAAAAAGUGGUUGGUUUUAGCGGGAAUAAAAAAGACAAAGAAUAUCUUGUGUUAGAGGAGAUGCUGAUGAGAAAACUUCUAGAAUUGGACAAGAUUGAAACUCAUGGAGAUAAUGACAUUAGAUCGGCGAGGAAAAAAGCUGUCCACACAAUACAGCAAUAUCUAGAAUUACUUGAAUCAAAAGUGAAGACCUAAUGAAUUAACUGCAGUAAAUUUUAUGGAAAGUAUUUUUUUUAAUAAUUAAGCUAAUUGCAUUUUAUUCAUUUGAUAUGAUAAAUGCAGACAGUAUAAUUUCAAGAUGAGUUUUAUCAUGGAGGAAAAAAAUCCUCCAUGGUUUUAUUAUAUACAGUACAGUACUUGCACUAACACAGUAACUAAAGUUGUUGUAGGCACAAUUUAUUGCAGUACCACUUCAAUACAAUGGUUUCAUGUCACAAAUUGCAGUUAAUGAUUUUUCAAAAAAGAUUCAUACAAUAGAGAUGUGCAUUUUGGCAUUUGUGUGAUUCCUGACAAAAUUGUUUUCUCAGAUAAUUUGUAGCAUAUUAAUAUUUGAAAUGUGUGUAGGCAUUAAGUAUCUGAGGACCAUGUUAACCCUACUUUUUAUGUUAUGUUCCAUAUCUUCUCACGUAUAAAUCAAGGCUAAAAAUAGCAAAUUACAAUCGAAAAACAGAGGGUUAUCUUAUAUGCGCAACAUACACAUUUUUUUUUUUUAGUCAUGUUUGUCUUACAGACAGUAUGUACAGAUCUCCGUAACUAUUACAGAAAUGAAGCUACUAACUGUUAGUAAGGAUGAAUGCAAUUUAAAAACAUAUAAAAGCCCAUAAGAUUAAUAGUAUUAUUUGGAAGAUUAACCCAACAUUUGGCUCUAGUUUAUAUCCAGCUAGAUGCAGUAUCAAGACCAUAAAAAGCAGUAAAACUCCAAUGGUGAAACGGGAAAGGGGGUGGGGGGGCCAUCUUUAUGCCUGACAUGCAAAAAUCUCAAACUCGGGGGUCGUCUUAUAUGCGAGAAUUUAAGGUAAACUAUACAGAUUGGCUUCUGUAUGUGGUUGGGGAGGGGGGUAUUGUACUGUGGAGAAUGUAAUAUAUCUUCCUGCAGUUGUGUUUUAAUAUUGUUGUUACUGGUUAGCAACAUUAUAUUAUAAAAAUUAUUUUAAAAAAUAGUAUUCUUUUUGGGUAUCGUUUUUCUCUGACUGAAUUAUGGCCAUUUUAAUAUUAAUAAAUAUUAUUUAUUUUGCAAUAGAAUAUUAUUGAUGAUGUGGUUAAUAUAUUUCAGGUGUAACAACAUGGUGUUAUUGUUUCUGUGUGU